UACAAACCUUAUUUUAAGACGAUCUAUAGCUUAUACACUACUGAUUUAUGCAGUUACUGUUUAACGAUUCAAGUUAUUUAACUUGUUGUGAUAAUCAAGGUGUUGUCUCUCAAUGAAAAUCAACAAUAACAAAAUAUGCCUUCCUAGUAACAAUAAUCAACAAACUGCGCGAAUGGAGACGCUGAAAAAGAUCAAGGUCCUGAAUCAUCCUGCGGAGAGUCCGUGGACGUCCACCGCUCCACUGCAAUCGGUAACGUCCACCAGCAAGCAACUAGAAUGCGAAGAGUCCUCCAGCAUCAAAGAGGACGAAACCGUCCAGAUGGAUGAUGUGAAGGAGGAAGGUGAGAAACUGAAAAGCAUAAACGAGAACCAAGAGACGAACGCAUCUGGUGCACCGCCGGACAACAGAAGUUACAUCCGACACUCGUCCAGCCAGUUCUUCCACUUCGUCCGACUCAUGCAGCUCUUCCCCAACGUCCAUCCGGCCACCCUUCACACCGUCAUGACCCUCUGCAAGAACGACUUCUUCAUCGCCGUGGACAAACUGCUCUACGCAAAGAAAUGCAAAGAGCUUUACCAGAACAGGAGGAAUCUCUUUCAAGGCUAUCCUAAGCAUCAACGCUACAGUCCGUACAUGUGCAACACUCCCUACUGCCAGAACGUCUCGUGCGCUGGUAAACCGCAGGUCAUCAAGUUGGACGCGAAGAGGAUGAUUUCCAGGAACAGAUGCGUCCCGAAAAUUGCCGCUGAUGAAGGCGCGAGUACUUCGAACUGCUCCGAUCUGCCACCAGUUAGCCUGCAAUGUAACGUUCCUAUUAGGCCCUUAUCGCCCGUCAGUGGAGACAUUUCUGAUCCGAAGGAAUCUCCAGAAAACUUGGAAAAUAUUUCCUAA
Molecule: messenger RNA, 892 nt
Organism: Nicrophorus vespilloides
Lineage: Eukaryota; Metazoa; Arthropoda; Insecta; Coleoptera; Silphidae
Exons: 3
Coding region: 113-892 (259 amino acids)
Source: RefSeq, a predicted model, not a curated record